AUGGAUCCAUCGAACAAUUCUCUACCCCCUCCUUUCCACACGAGAAAUUUCAACUUACAACAUCAUAACAACCACCACCACCACCAACAACAACAACUUCAGUUCCAACAUAGCUCGGAAGACGAGCAAAGUGGAACAAGUGGCCUAAACAUGUCCGGGCAAAAGAGAGAUCGCGAAGAGAACAACAACAACAACAACAACAACAACAACAACAACAACAACGACAACUACAAUGAUUCAAAUGUUGAUGAAUCAACGGAUGAAUUAGGCGUUAACGGAAGCCAUAGAGAUGGAGAGUUUAAUAGAAGGCCUAGAGGUAGACCUGCUGGAUCCAAAAAUAAGCCAAAAGCACCUAUCAUCAUCACUAGAGAUAGUGCAAAUGCCCUUAGAACUCAUGUUAUGGAAAUUGCUGAUGGUUGUGAUAUUAUGGAAAGUGUUUCAAAUUUUUCAAGAAGACGUCAAAGAGGAGUUUGUAUCAUGAGUGGAACAGGAAAUGUUACAAAUGUAAACUUAAGACAACCAGCUUCACCAGGUGCGAUUGCAACCCUACAUGGACGUUUUGAGAUAUUAUCGUUAGCAGGAUCAUUUCUCCCACCACCAGCUCCGCCAGCUGCUUCAGGGUUGACUAUAUAUUUAGCUGGCGGACAAGGUCAGGUGGUGGGAGGUUGUGUGGUAGGGUCCCUUAUGGCAUCUGGUCCGGUUGUUAUUAUGGCGGCUUCGUUUAGCAAUGCAGCUUAUGAAAGACUUCCUUUAGAUGAGGAUGAUUCGAACCAACUUCCGGUUCAAGGAGGUUCACUAGGUUCUCCUGGAGCGACAAUCGCUCCAGGAGGACAACAACAACAACAAUUAUUAGCUGACCCUUCACUAUUUCAUGGAAUGCCACCAAAUCUUCUCAAUAAUGUUCAAUUACCUUCUGAGGCAUAUUGGGCAACGGGUCGACCUCCAUUCUAA
Molecule: messenger RNA, 951 nt
Organism: Solanum verrucosum
Lineage: Eukaryota; Viridiplantae; Streptophyta; Magnoliopsida; Solanales; Solanaceae
Product: AT-hook motif nuclear-localized protein 26-like
Exons: 2
Coding region: 1-951 (316 amino acids)
Biological process (GO): vegetative to reproductive phase transition of meristem
Cellular component (GO): nucleus
Molecular function (GO): DNA-binding transcription factor activity; minor groove of adenine-thymine-rich DNA binding
Source: RefSeq, a predicted model, not a curated record